CCCUAAUUGAUUCAGAACUAUUUCCUUUGUUUCACCUCCUUGCCCUGCGCCGUUCCCUCGUCUCGAGCGAUUCAGCACUCCACAUCGCGGCGCCAUUUGUAUUGUCUUCUUCUUCAAUCUCUGUCUCUCUGACCUCUCUUCUGAAACUCCAACCUCCAGAAACCAUGGCCGCUGCUGAUCUAGCUGCUCCGGUGCUGGAACCGACACAGCCGCACUAUGACGUGAAGCUCUUCAACCGAUGGAGCUUUGAUGAUGUCCAGGUCAGUGACAUUUCACUGGCGGAUUAUGUUGGAGUUGCACCUUCCAAGCAUGCAACAUAUGUACCUCACACUGCUGGGAGAUACUCUGUCAAACGAUUCAGGAAAGCUCAGUGCCCUAUUGUGGAGAGGCUUACAAACUCACUCAUGAUGCACGGGAGAAACAAUGGAAAGAAACUCAUGGCUGUCAGAAUUGUUAGGCACGCAAUGGAAAUUAUCCAUUUGCUAACAGAUCUGAACCCAAUCCAAGUUAUUGUUGAUGCUGUUGUUAACAGUGGUCCACGUGAAGAUGCAACUCGUAUUGGAUCUGCUGGAGUUGUUAGGCGUCAGGCUGUGGAUAUUUCACCUUUGAGACGUGUGAAUCAGGCUAUCUAUCUCCUCACAACCGGCGCUCGUGAGUCUGCUUUCAGGAACGUCAAAACUAUUGCAGAGUGUUUGGCUGAUGAGCUUAUUAAUGCUGCCAAAGGUUCCUCUAACAGUUACGCAAUCAAGAAGAAGGAUGAGAUCGAACGAGUCGCUAAGGCCAACCGUUAAGGAGCUGCCGAAAAUUUUUAUGAAGCGGGAGUUUUGUCUACGUUUUGUUUAUUCGAUUGUUGCUUAAGAAGUUGUCGGAUUCACCCUAUAGCAUGAGAAUUGCGCGUCAAUUUUUUUGUUAUGAAGAUCUCAAUUAUUCUUGUUGAGUUGAAUUUUAUUUGAAUUAUGUUACAUUUGAAUAGUAAAAUUUCAAAACUUUA
Messenger RNA from Pyrus x bretschneideri (Chinese white pear), 991 nucleotides. RefSeq names its product 40S ribosomal protein S5. NCBI's taxonomy places the organism in Eukaryota, Viridiplantae, Streptophyta, Magnoliopsida, Rosales, Rosaceae. The transcript is spliced from 5 exons. Gene Ontology annotation, biological process: translation; ribosomal small subunit assembly. Gene Ontology annotation, cellular component: cytosolic small ribosomal subunit; ribosome. The coding region runs from base 165 to 791 and encodes 208 amino acids. Gene Ontology annotation, molecular function: rRNA binding; structural constituent of ribosome; mRNA binding. The record is from RefSeq and is a predicted model, not a curated record.